Molecule: messenger RNA, 5787 nt
Organism: Pisolithus orientalis
Lineage: Eukaryota; Fungi; Basidiomycota; Agaricomycetes; Boletales; Pisolithaceae
Product: DNA-directed RNA polymerase II subunit RPB1
Exons: 16
Coding region: 406-5631 (1741 amino acids)
Biological process (GO): transcription by RNA polymerase II
Cellular component (GO): RNA polymerase II, core complex
Molecular function (GO): DNA binding
Source: RefSeq, a predicted model, not a curated record
UCUCCGACUGGAAUCACCCUCGCAAGGAGUGCAACACCUGCCCUGGUGGCCGAACUGGCUCUAAAUCACUCCUACUAGUCUUUUGUUUUCCGGCCGACUGUCAUAUUUGUGACGGGGUGUGUGACAGCUGUGACUUGGGUUCAAUUGAAGCGGAGUUGGAAGGCGAGACCCACCACGGGUUGUUUUCCUACAACCAUCGUCGCUGCUGCCAGACUCGACGUCGAAGCUCAGGACAACACUAAGGCGACUGUUUCGAGGCCCUUAUAGCCAACCGGAGCCGUUGCAACCGCAUCGUCUCGCUUUUUCACUCGUCUUUCGGUCUUUUUUUCGUCUUUUCGGUAGCCCAAACAUCGGCUCACAUCCCAAUCCGCGUACUUCACUGCUCGCGUCUCUAUUCUCGAAGAAAUGCUAGGUCACCAGUUCGCGUACUCCGCUGCUCCUGUCCGGAAAGUAAAGGAGGUCCAAUUUGGCAUCCUCUCACCCGAGGAAAUUAAAGCCUACUCUGUGGCCAAAAUUGAACAUCCAGAGGUUAUGGACGAGGCAUCCCACAAGCCCAAAUUGGGCGGUUUGAUGGAUCCUCGCAUGGGCACAAUUGAUAGAAACUUCAAGUGCCAAACUUGUGGGGAAGGCAUGUCGGAGUGUCCCGGCCAUUUUGGUCACAUAGAAUUGGCAAGGCCUGUAUUCCAUCCUGGCUUCAUCGUGAAAGUGAAAAAAGUCCUGGAGUGUAUUUGUGUAAACUGUGGAAAACUAAAGGCUGAUAUCUCCGACCCCAAUUUCGCCGACAAGAUACGGCAUGUCCGGGAUCGCAAAGCUCGGAUGGCCAUCGUCUGGAACCACUGCAAAACAAAGAUGAUUUGUGAAAGUGACGAACCGCGGGAGGAUGGUGUUGAGGCGGAUCCUGAUGAGCCUAAGAAGGGCCAUGGUGGCUGUGGUCACCAACAGCCACAGAUCAGGAAGGAAGGCUUGAAGCUUUUCGUCCAAUAUAAACGCCCGAAGGAUGAUGACGAGGACAUCAAGUCGUUGCAGCCUGACAAACGCCUGUUCACGCCGUCGGAGGUGUACACGACGUUCAAGAAAAUGUCGGAUUCUGAUCUCCACUUACUUGGUCUCUCCGAUGAGUAUGCACGGCCGGAGUGGAUGAUCAUCACUGUAUUACCGGUCCCACCUCCACCUGUCCGCCCGAGUAUAGCUGUCGACGGCGGUGCUAUGAGGAGUGAAGACGAUCUGACGUACAAGUUGGGUGACAUCAUUAAGGCCUCUGCCAGCGUUCGGCGGUGUGAGCAGGAAGGUGCACCUGCUCACGUCAUAACGGAGUUUGAACAGCUGUUGCAGUUCCACGUUGCGACCUACAUGGAUAAUGAUAUUGCUGGUAUCCCUCAAGCACUGCAGAAGUCAGGCCGACCUGUGAAAGCCAUCCGGGCACGACUAAAGGGCAAGGAAGGACGCUUACGUGGUAACUUGAUGGGUAAACGUGUAGACUUCUCCGCACGCACGGUCAUCACAGGUGACCCAAACUUGGAACUGGACGAAGUGGGCGUUCCCAUAAGUAUAGCUAUGAAUCUUACGUUCCCCGAACGAGUGACACCGUACAACAUUGCUUACCUGCAAGAACUCGUUCGGAAUGGGCCCUCGACUUAUCCGGGCGCAAGAUACGUCGUUAGAGAUACUGGAGAACGUAUCGACUUGCGAUACAACAAGCGUGCCGAUGCGUUUCUCCAAUACGGUUGGAUAGUAGAACGACAUCUGAAGGACGGAGAUUUCGUUCUUUUCAAUCGCCAGCCGAGUUUGCAUAAAAUGAGCAUGAUGAGUCACCGGGUGAAGCUGAUGCCCUAUUCGACCUUCCGCCUGAACCUCUCUGUGACGCCCCCUUAUAAUGCCGAUUUUGAUGGUGACGAGAUGAACAUGCAUAUACCACAGUCAGAGGAGACUCGCGCAGAACUAUCACAGAUUGCGUGGGUACCCCUGCAGAUCAUUUCGCCACAAGCUAACAAACCUGUUAUGGGUAUCGUGCAAGAUACGCUAUGUGGUAUCCGCAAGUUCACGCUACGGGACACGUUCCUUGACUGGAACCAAGUUCAAAACAUUCUCCUCUGGGUCCCUGAUUGGGAUGGUCAUGUCCCGCCGCCAGCCAUUAUCAAGCCCAAACCUCUUUGGACGGGUAAACAAAUUCUGAGCAUGGUCAUUCCACGCGGCAUCAAUAUUCAUCGUGCACCGGACCAGAAAACAUCGAAUCCAGUCUUCGACGAUGGCAUGCUGGUCGAAAACGGUGAAAUUCUAUAUGGCAUCGUUGACAAAAAGACGGUUGGCGCGACUCAGGGCGGUCUCAUACAUGUCGUCUUCCGCGAGAAAGGUCCCGAGGCCACGCGUCAGGUCUUCACUGGCAUUCAGAUGGUCGUCAACUACUGGCUCUUCCAUAACGGUUUCAGUAUCGGUAUCGGUGAUACUAUUGCUGGACCGAAAGUGAUGAGCUUUAUCACCGAAAAAAUUGCGGAGAAGAAGCAAAGGGUGCAGGAGAUCAUUGAUGACGCGUAUCAUGACCGCUUGAAGGCCAUGCCCGGUAUGACUAUCCGAGAAUCCUUUGAAAGUAUGGUCGAGCGUGAACUUAACCUUGCCCGUGACCAUUCUGGCCGAUACGCGCAGGAGCAUUUGAAGGAGGACAACAAUGUCAAGCAGAUGGUCACUGCAGGGUCCAAAGGUUCUUAUAUCAACGUCUCGCAGAUGUCCGUCUGUGUCGGGCAGCAGAGUGUAGAAGGAAAGCGUAUACCAUUCGGCUUUCGCCAUCGGACGCUACCCCACUUUAACAAGGAUGACUUCAGUCCAGAGGCGAGGGGAUUCGUGGAGAACUCGUACCUGCGCGGUCUGACCCCGCAGGAAUUCUUUUUCCAUGCGAUGGCUGGUCGAGAAGGUCUUAUCGAUACCGCCGUCAAAACGGCGGAGACAGGUUAUAUCCAACGACGUCUCGUCAAGGCCCUGGAGGACGUUAUGGUCUGCUAUGACGGUACGGUGCGCAAUUCGCUGGGCGACCUCAUCCAGUUUAUAUACGGAGAAGAUGGGAUGGAUGGUGCAUUCAUCGAGCGCCAGAGGAUCGAUACGUUCGGACUCAGUGACCGGGAAUUCGAACAUAAAUACCGUGUUGACGUAACCGACAAGGAGGGCGGCUUCCUUCCCGGAGUUCUGCAGAUCGGUAUCGACGACAGCUCCUUGGAGUUGCAAGGGAAGCUUGACGAAGAAUAUGCUCGCCUCAUACAGGAUCGUCGCGAAUUGCGGUCAUUCAUUUUCCCUCGCGCAGACAGCCUAACUCCCCAUUACAUGCCUGUUAAUUUGCAGCGUAUCAUUCAAAAUGCCGUUCAGAUCUUUCACAUCGACCGCCGCAAGCCCAGCGACCUCGAGCCAGCCUACAUCGUCGACGCAGUUCACCAACUCACGGAGAGGCUCUUGGCUGUGCUGGGUGACGAUGAACUUAGUAGGGAAGCGCAGGCGAACGCUUCACUGACCUUCCGCAUGCACGUACGAGCCACACUCGCUACCCGCCGCGUACUGGAAGAGUUCCACCUCAACCGCGAAGCGUUUGAGUGGGUGUUGGGCGAGAUUGAGGCGAAGUUCAACCAAUCUCUCGUUAACCCUGGAGAGAUGUGCGGUACUCUUGCCGCCCAAUCUAUUGGUGAACCAGCCACUCAAAUGACUCUUAACACCUUCCACUACGCCGGUGUAUCCAGCAAAAAUGUCACACUCGGUGUGCCUCGUCUGAAAGAAAUCAUUAACGUCGCUACCAAUAUCAAAACGCCCUCGCUUUCUGUGUAUUUGGAAUCCGAUAUGGCCCAGGACAGGAUGUUAGCGAAGAACGUGCAGCAAGAACUCGCUUACACAUCGCUUCGGACUGUCACCGCCGCAGUCGAGAUUUGGUACGACCCCGACCCUACGUCCACCAUUAUCGAAGAAGACUCCGUGUUCGUUGAAUCUUUCUUCGCCAUUCCAGAUGAGGAAAUCGAGUCGAAGCUCCAUCUUCAGUCACCAUGGCUUCUUCGGCUGGUACUCGAUCGUGCGAGAAUGAUUGAUCGAAAACUUACCAUGGCAUAUGUUGCCGGUCGUAUCGCUGAGAGCUUCAAGACGGAUCUUUUCGUCAUUUGGAGCGAAGACAAUUCGGAGAAAUUGGUUGUUCGUUGUCGUGUGUUAGGUGGUGGGGACAAGGAUGAUGAUGGGCAGGGUACAGUCGAAGAAGACGUCUUCCUCCGCCAACUGGAGAACACAAUGUUGAACUCGGUCAGCCUGCGCGGUGUACCUGGUGUCCAUCGAGUAUUCUUGUUGGAGCACGAUAAGGUGUAUGCCAAUGAUGAGGGGAGCAUCAAGACGAAGAAAGAGUGGGUCUUGGAGACUGAUGGUGUCAACUUGAAGGCGGUGAUGUGUGUUCCUGGUGUCGACUUUACUCGCACGUACUCCAACAGCUGUGUGGAGAUUUUCAACAUACUCGGGAUUGAAGCCGCGCGCGCAGCGAUCAUGAAGGAGUUGCGAGGAGUCAUCGAAUUCGACGGUUCAUACGUCAACUACCGCCACCUGGCGUUGCUUUGCGACCUUAUGACCCAUCGCGGAACGCUCAUGGCAAUCACUCGUCACGGCAUUAACCGUGCUGACACUGGUGCCCUGAUGCGCUGCUCGUUUGAGGAAACGGUGGAGAUUCUGAUGGAAGCCGCUGCCGUUGGUGAAAAGGAUGAUUGUCACGGUAUCGCGGAAAAUGUUAUGUUCGGCCAGCUUGCGCCUAUGGGUACAGGUGCCUUCGACGUCGCACUAGACAUCGACAUGCUAAAAGACGCCAUCGUCGAUCAUCGUCUCCCAGUGCAAAAUAUCCUUGCUGCACACGCGGACGGCGGCAUGACACCAGGCCAAGUAGCGAUGACGCCGUAUGACACGAACUCCCCCGCAUGGUCGGAGAGUAACUUCAAGGGCGAGUCGGCGGCAUUCUCACCCCUUGCCGUCAACGGCGGAGAAGAUCCUGCCAACUUUUCAUUCCUCGGAUACGGACAGAGUCCGUUGGGUGCAGGAGGCAUGUCGCCCGCCGGCCCUGGGUAUAGCCCGAGUUCUCCCAAUGCGUACUCGCCUACAUCGCCUUACGUCCCUCAAUCUCCAUACGGUGGAGCGACCUCACCAUUCGGUACGUCGCCCUAUGCGACGUCCCCGUUCUACGACAGAAGCAGGGGCGCUACAUCACCGACAUACUCCCCGACAUCACCCGCACUCAAUCUCACGUCUCCUGGUUACUCGCCGACCAGUCCACGGUAUUCACCUACUUCGCCUUCCUUCUCUCCGACGUCACCGCGGUACAGUCCGCAGUCGCCUUCCUUCAGUCCCACAUCUCCGCGGUACUCACCGACUAGCCCAUCCUUCAGUCCUGCGUCUCCUAGAUCUCCUGCACAAAUGUCUCCCUCCUCUCCAAAAUACUCGCCCACGUCACCGGUGUCACCGUCCUCGCCAAAAUAUUCUCCGACUUCUCCAACAUAUUCUCCAGCCUCUCCUGCCUAUUCUCCCGUUUCUCCUGCGUACAGUCCAACAUCUCCACAGUGGUCGCCUUCUAGCCCUGCCCAGAAUGGCACAUCUCACCGCGGUCACUCAUACAGUACGUCCCCGUCAUGGGAGUAAGUGUGUAGGGGUUUUUCUUUGGCUUGCGCCUGUCUCUUGCUGGACGUCCCCCCGAGUAGCUGGCACGUAUCUAGUACGUUUUCGUUGUCAUACACCCCAUGUAGAUUACCGCAAUCUUUAUUAUGCAAGCUAAAUAGCAAUAAUGUUGGUGCUGAG